Messenger RNA from Syzygium oleosum, 824 nucleotides. Its product is annotated as 60S ribosomal protein L18a-like protein. The record is from RefSeq and is a predicted model, not a curated record. Bases 92 to 520 code for a protein of 142 amino acids. The transcript is spliced from 4 exons. NCBI's taxonomy places the organism in Eukaryota, Viridiplantae, Streptophyta, Magnoliopsida, Myrtales, Myrtaceae.
CCCCUAUGUCUCUGCACUCCGGUAGCCUCUCUGUUCUCUCUGUUCUCUCUCUCUGUUUUGAUGAUGUUCUGUUCUGACUUCAUAGUCCACGAUGUGUUGUUUCAGGGGAAUUUUGUUGUUCGCCAUGGAAGAUCGCCUGGACAGGCAGAGCGACAAGGCCACGCUGAUGGGACAAGAUGAGCAGCAUGGCCGUGGAAAUGAAAAGAGGGUGCAGAUUCUCACGGAUGAUGGGGAUUUCUCCCUGCUGGAACCGGCGUCCAAGGGAUUCUCCCAGCGGCCCUUCGACAGACCUCUCCCGUGCUGCGGUUGCGGCGUCGGGUGGUUCUCGUUUCUCCUGGGGUUUGUGUUUCCUCCAUUCUGGUACUAUGCUACGGUUCUGUACUUUGGCAAUUACCAUCUCAAAGACCCGAGGGAAAGAGCUGGACUUGCGGCAUCUGCAAUUGCAGCUUUGAUCUCGACCGUGGCUAUCCUGAUUUCUCUGCUCGCGGUGUUCUUUCCGCGCACUUUUCAGCGACAUUGAUCAUCAUAAGUAUGCAAGAAACAGAAGCAUGGAGAUGUCCUCGUUAGCGACUCUGUGCCGUUUUGACUAUUGCUAUACUAGGCUGUAACCCCAAAAGCUAAAAGCUGCCUCUUUCUAUCUCUCUCUCUCGUUCUUCACACGUGCGCUCACCCAUCCACCUGGACGCACACAAUCCAUCGACUUGCAGGUUGUCGAGAGUCUAUGAGAAUUGGAAAUUUUGAUGUAUCACUUAUCUUUUCUUAGCAAUGUAAGGACUCGAACUGUUUAUAUGGUUGCAGUUCCGACCGACAAAGGUUGGUUUGAA